ACCCAGAUUGAAAGCAGAGUUUCGUUAGCACAAACUCCCCUAUCAUAAUUGUAAUCUAAAGUAACUGAAUGCAAUUAGCCACACCAGGGUCUCCCCUGAGCCCUCCCCUCCUCUGAAGACUGACAGCAGCCAUAAGCCGACACCUAGCUCUUUUAUAAAGCUAGCACACUACGUUCACUGCAAGAGCAGCAGGUCUCACAGGGUUGCACUUUACAAGAUCAUGUCACUGCUGCUCCUUCAGCUGUUAGUUCUCUCAUGUCUUGUAGCCACAGAGCCACAGCGAGAUUCAGCACAAAGGAAAAGCAGAGGGCCAUUUCAGCACUUUUUUUAUCUGGACAAAAAUCUGCUUGAAAGUCAGAGUUUUCGUGAGCUCGUAGGUGAAAACCCAGUAGGUGUUGAGGAAACCCUGGGAGAACCAAGCUUUUUUGUAGCAAUUCCACAGACAGCAUCUGAAAGUGAGAAACCAGAGGAGAAAAAAACAUCCAGAUUCAUCUUUCCCAACGCAGAACUCCACGCAGACCAAGACCUGAGAACCUGGGCAGCACCUAGAGAGAUGUCUCCCGUGGAAAACCUCUCUCCAUCCCACUAUUCCAGCAAGAAGAAGGCUGCAACUCCCUAUAGAAAAGAUGCCAAGAAAUUCUGGGACCACUUCAUGUUAAAGAAAAAUUCAGCAUCUGAAGAGGUUGUCCUGCCAAUCAAGACAAAUGAAAUGCACCAAGAAAACUGCAGAACCCUGCCUUUUUCACAGGGCAUUACUCAUGAGACCUGUGAGAAGGUGAUGGUACAGAAUAAUCUGUGUUUUGGAAAAUGUAGUUCCUUUCAUGUUCCUGGUCCAGAAGAUCGUCUUUAUACCUUUUGUUCUCAUUGCUUGCCCAGCAAGUUCUCCAUGAAGCGCCUGGAUCUCAACUGCACCAGUUCUGUCCCAGUGGUCAAGGAAGUCAUGAUUGUAGAAGAGUGUAAAUGUGAGAUUCAGAAAAUUAAAGACCCUGCAACUGGAUCGCUACUGUCAGACUUGCAUGCAAAUUUACAUGAGCACAAUUAACCUGUGCAAUGUACUUCCUAAAAAACGUAAAGAACUAAAGUUUUCCUCGCACUGGUACACAAAAAUAUUAAAGAUACAGACUUUCUACUUGAACUGCUUCUCUUCAUCAACAAAAAAAUAACCUAAAAUGUAACAGAUGUUUUCUUGCAGCUGUUAAGGGAACGAAGAUGAGGUUAUUUGGCUUAUUCGUAGAGUUCUUACUUUAACAAGGGAAACCUUUAAAAACAUUUCCACCCUUCUUAUUGCUGUUUAUAAGAUGCUAGAAAACCACAUCUGAGGAAAUAGAAUGAAUUAUCUGUGCAAAACCCUAAUGUAUUGACCAGUUUACACUGCCAAUAUAGCUCCAUUGGCAACACCGAUGAGGCUUUAGUCUCUUCCUUGCAAAAGCAGGUCUACUUUUACAUCAAGCUAGUGGCUGAAGAGUAUAAAAUAUAAAUUGACAUAAGACAGAUAGAGAGCUGUAACUAGUUAAGGUCAUUCUGAUUGCUCCCAGCUGGAGUGUAGUUCCCAGUGAAAACUAAUAUGCCUCACUCACUUAGUGUUUGUAAGUGGUAUUUUGCCAUAGAAACCACUUACUCUCUUACAUAGCUGCAUUUGCUCUGCACAGUUUUUUUACUGAAAGUGUCACAUAAUAGGAGAAAAAAAUAUUAAAAAUGGUAUACUCCCUCAGAAAACAUAAUAAAUGAAUGUAUUGUUAUUAUUAUUAUUUAGAUUCAUUGUGAAAAGACAAUGCACAUUUUCCAAUCUGAUGAAUUUUAACCUUGUCAGUGACGCCAAGAUAAAGUUCAAGUAAUGUUGACAACAGCUAAACUAAAGCAGAGAAGGCAUUUGUGUGAUAGAAAAUCUGCAGGACGCUAUCAGUAUCCCAAUACCUAUAUAGCUUUACAGAAACAGCCAAGAAAACUCUUUGUCAGGAAAGGUCUGAGUCUAGUGCUAGCCAACACAGCACCAGUGGCUGUUAGCCGAACUCCUGGCUUCUCUGCUCUCUCCAGCUUCUUCUCCCUAUAUUUGUCUUGCAGGCCUGGCACAUCAGGCAGUGAUCAGCCUCCAGCAACUAGAUUUCAGCCUAUUUCUAAUUGAGCUCCUUAAGUCCUCUGGAUAUCUGCUCCACUGCUAUUGCCAAACUCUCAGCCCUGAGCCCCUGUUGUUAAACUAUCCACAGCUCUUUUUCCGGGGGUACUAGAAAAAUCAGUAUUCAUAUAUCCGGUCAAUUCAAGAGUUGGGCAAAUGAUUCCUUGUAGCUGAACUGCACUGUGAUCUGAAGUGUCUUAAUAUCCUGCCAAAAAAUAUGUGCAGCAUGGCUUUGGAUUGCAAGGCCCUUAUUUAAUAUCUACUGAAAAUUGCAUCCAAAUAAUAUUCUGAUACUGGAUCUGAACUGCUGCAAUAGCUGUUUACUUUUGCAGGUCAGUUGCUGUGAGUGAACUGAAGAUUAGUAUAUAGUUAUCCUUCAUUAUAUAUAAACCUGGUUUUAAUUAAUAAAAAUUGUAUAAUAAAACUGAACAAAGCCUUCUCUCUAUCCUUUUACACUAAGUAUGGAUAUGCAAACUGUGUAUGGCUGUUUUUACGUUAUGGCAUUAUAUAUGAUGUUAUUGCAAGUAACAAACUGUCAAGGUCGUAUCAUCCCUGUAUUGAAUGCAAUAAAGGAAAUACUUAUUUUGACUUAA
Molecule: messenger RNA, 2706 nt
Organism: Columba livia (rock pigeon)
Lineage: Eukaryota; Metazoa; Chordata; Aves; Columbiformes; Columbidae
Gene: CER1
Product: cerberus 1, DAN family BMP antagonist
Exons: 2
Coding region: 221-1042 (273 amino acids)
Source: RefSeq, a predicted model, not a curated record